GUCCCAGCUUCGACGCGUUUGCACACGUUGCACUUUUAUCGGCCCAGUGAAAAGAAGGCGCUUUGAUAUACCCACCAACAUCAAUUUGAUAUGUUCAGAAGCAAAACACUCUAUCUCUGGAUACGAAGUAAUUUGAAAGCGGCAAGGAACCUUCACGUAUUUUCGUCACUCGCAGCAGGCGUAGCACCCCAGACGCCACCGAGCCUGUUCCAUCGCACUUGGCGUAGUCCUAUCGAUUGGGGAGUAAGCCAAAAUUACCGUGGAAUGGCCAGUGGAGGAGAAACUGACGCGCAGGCUCCAAAGGCUCCAGGCAAUCGAUUAGUUUCUUCCAAAUCUCCAUACCUUUUACAACAUGCUUAUAAUCCAGUGGACUGGUAUCCCUGGGGCGAGGAGGCCUUUGAACGUGCCCGCACGGAAAAUAAGUUGAUCUUUCUGUCCGUGGGCUACUCAACCUGUCACUGGUGCCAUGUCAUGGAGCACGAAUCGUUUGAGAAUCUCGAGACAGCUGCUGUUAUGAAUGAACAUUUUGUGAACAUCAAAGUGGAUCGAGAGGAGCGUCCCGAUAUUGACAAGAUCUAUAUGACAUUCCUCCAAAUGACCAAGGGCGGCGGUGGCUGGCCCAUGAGCAUCUGGCUGACACCCGACUUGGCUCCCAUUACCGCUGGGACCUAUUUCCCCCCAACAGGCCGCUAUGGAAUGCCUUCAUUCAAAACUGUCCUUCUGGCCAUAGCCCAGCAAUGGCAGACGAAUCGUCAAACACUCAUUGAGUCAGGCUCCAGCAUUCUCAAUGCUUUAAAGAAAAACGAAGACGCAUCCGCUGUUGCAGAGGCUGCUUUCGAGCCUGGCAGCGCCAGCGCCAAGCUAGCUGAAGCUAUCGGUGUCCACAAGCGGCGGUUCGACCGAACGAACGGCGGGUUCGGCACGGAGCCAAAGUUUCCCGAGGUGCCUCGCCUUAAUUUCCUCUUCCAUGCCUAUCUGGUGAGCAAGGAUGUAUCCGUGUUGGACUUGGUUCUGCAGACACUAGAUCACAUUGGUCGCGGCGGGAUCAAUGAUCACAUAUUUGGGGGCUUUGCGCGCUAUGCCACAACUGCCGAUUGGCACAACGUGCACUUCGAGAAGAUGUUGUAUGACCAGGGACAACUAAUGGCGGCCUAUUCCAAUGCCUACAAGCUGACAAGGAGCGCAACCUUUCUGACCUAUGCAGACAAGAUCUACAAGUAUAUAAUGAAGGACCUACGUCAUCCCCUGGGUGGAUUCUAUGCCGGCGAGGAUGCCGACUCAUUACCGGACCACAAGGACACCGUCAAGGUUGAGGGAGCUUUUUAUGCCUGGACCUGGAACGAAAUUGAAGCGGCCUUCAAGGACCAGGCCAAGCGUUUCGAUGAUGUCUUGCCGAAGCGCGCCUUUGAGAUCUAUGCCUUCCAUUACGGUCUCAAACCGAAGGGCAACGUCCCGACCCACAGUGAUCCACAUGGCCAUCUUACCGGGAAGAAUAUACUCAUUGUGCGCGGAUCGGAUGAGGAAACCUGCUCGAACUUUGACCUGCAGCCGGAGAAACUUGACAAAUUACUGGAGACGGCAAACGACAUACUGCAUGUUCUGCGGGAUCAGCGUCCGCGACCACAUCUGGAUACAAAGAUUAUCUGCGCAUGGAAUGGCCUUAUGUUGUCUGGUCUCUCCAAAUUGGCUAACUGUGGCACAGUCAAAAGAGAGGAGUACAUCAAAGCGGCCAAAGAACUCGUAGACUUUCUGCGUAAGGAGAUGUAUGAUCCGGAACAAAAGCUGCUUGUCCGAUCGUGCUAUGGAGUAGCUGUGGGGGAUCCAACCCUAGAGAAGAAUGAAUCACAAAUCGAUGGCUUCUUGGAUGACUAUGCCUUUCUCAUCAAGGGUCUCCUCGACUAUUACAAGGCCUCACUGGACCUCAGUGCCUUGCGCUGGGCCAAAGAGCUGCAGGAGACCCAGGAUAAACUCUUCUGGGACGAGCAGAAUGGUGCCUACUUCUUCUCCCAACAGAAUGCCCCUAAUGUGAUUGUUCGGCUAAAGGAGGGUGAUGACGGGGCUGAGCCCUGCGGCAACAGUGUCUCCGCCCGCAAUUUGACACUUCUCUCGCACUACUACGAUGAGGAGACCUACCUUCAGCGAGCCGCCAAGUUGAUGAAUUUCUUUGCCGACGUUGCGCCCUUUGGUCAUGCUCUGCCCGAAAUGCUGUCGGCUCUGCUCCUGCACGAGAACGGACUGGAUCUGGUGGCCGUGGUGGGGCCCGACUCGGAAGAUACCAAGCGUUUUGUGGAAAUCUGUCGAAAGUUUUUCAUACCAGGCAUGAUCAUCUUGCACGUGGACCCCCUCCAUCCCGAUGAUGCAUGUAAUCAGCGGGUGCAGAAGAAAUUCAAGAUGGUCAAUGGCAAGACCACAGUUUACAUUUGCCACGACCGCGUGUGCCGCAUGCCCGUCACAGAUCCCACGCAGCUGGAGGAGAACCUGAUGGCCAACUUCUUUACCGAGCGCGUCUGAAUAUUGGAUAUUACUCGAAUUAAGCCCCCUGAAUUUUAUUGUUAGUUAUGUUAUUGUUUACGCUUUCAAAGCGCAGAUCGGUUCUCCGAGAACUUUGUAGAUGAACGUAUGUACAUAGAAGUAGACACAUGGACGUCUAUUUUACCUAAGAAAAAGUACCGCAAAAUUCGGGGACUCCCGGAAGAAACAUCCAAACAGCAGUUAAUUCUUCUCUUCUCAAAUACAUGCAACACAUUUUGUGCUUUUAUUGGAA
Messenger RNA from Drosophila persimilis, 2764 nucleotides. RefSeq names its product spermatogenesis-associated protein 20. Gene Ontology annotation, biological process: carbohydrate metabolic process. The record is from RefSeq and is a predicted model, not a curated record. The transcript is spliced from 4 exons. Lineage: Eukaryota; Metazoa; Arthropoda; Insecta; Diptera; Drosophilidae. The coding region runs from base 91 to 2511 and encodes 806 amino acids.